Messenger RNA from Alosa alosa (allis shad), 1022 nucleotides. RefSeq lists its product as uncharacterized. Bases 354 to 878 code for a protein of 174 amino acids. The transcript is spliced from 6 exons. NCBI's taxonomy places the organism in Eukaryota, Metazoa, Chordata, Actinopteri, Clupeiformes, Clupeidae. The record is from RefSeq and is a predicted model, not a curated record.
UUUCCCUUUGUUGAGUUUGCCCAUAGCAAACUAGAACCUUUUCGGUUACUUUGGAUUAUCACCCCACCACAACAAAACUGAACACAAGAAAACGAUGCUUAGGUUAUCCAGGAGCUAUACCGGGUCAGUGAGAGCCACAGAAGUGGUAUGCAUGCAUUGCCAAUUUUGUAAGUUUGACACUUCUUCUGAAGAGUUGCUACUGAAACAUUGUCGCCUCCGUCACAAAGAUUUCUGAAGAGUUUUAUCGGAUCACAAGCAAGAACCUCCUGGUCACUUUCCGUGCAUCACUUGACAAAUAUGUGCUUCACCUAUUAAAACUCUACUGGGCAAAGAAGGGAACAUUUGGUCCAGAGAUGGAAGACUUCCUGGAUAAGCUUGAUGAAGAGACAAGUGACAUUGCAUCUCAACGAAAGACAAUAGCUCUGAGAGGACUACCCAUCUUCAUCCGUGAGGACACAUCAAAGUUUUUCUUGAAGUGUUUGAUGCUCAAACGCACUUUCUGUCAUUCCAUGAGCGGUUCAUCAGUCCAGAUGUGUGUUGCAAGGAUUGAUGUUAAACUACUUCUGGAGACUGACCCUGCGAAUGCUGUGGUCCAAGGUGUGUCUGUUGGCAUUCUGACUGUCUAUAAAGAUGAUGAUGCCUCCACAUCACCAACUGUGCGAGAUGUAGCUGUUGUGUUGGAAGGAUGCAUCAUACUGCAUGACUUACCUGACCUCCAGACUGCCUUUGCAUACCUCUUUGGCCUUUUGUAUGCCAUAAACAUUGAAUAUCCAAAAUUGUUGAAGUAUACCUUCGAAGCAAUUCAGACCAUCUUUUUUGAGCUUGGGUCCCGAUGCUCACGGCGCAUCAGGUCUCUCAAAACAAAGCUUUUGCACUAAAUGUUUGUAGACUGUUGAGUCCUUUCUCUUUCACCCUCUGGUCAAAGUGAAGUUACAUUUGUCUGUUUAGGCAGUUCCCAGCAAGAGUUGCAUAUAUGCUCAGUGCCAAAUGUUUUACGUGUUUCCUCAGAAAUAAACAUGGUA